Messenger RNA from Anolis sagrei ordinatus, 2720 nucleotides. It is a transcript of the gene LRIF1, whose product is annotated as ligand dependent nuclear receptor interacting factor 1. The record is from RefSeq and is a predicted model, not a curated record. Gene Ontology annotation, molecular function: nuclear retinoic acid receptor binding. Gene Ontology annotation, biological process: regulation of DNA-templated transcription. NCBI's taxonomy places the organism in Eukaryota, Metazoa, Chordata, Lepidosauria, Squamata, Anolidae.
CGUCACAAAGUAGCCUUGCCGGAAGUCUCCAGGGGCGCGGAAGUACGUCAAAAGCUCCGGGUAAAGAGUUAAGCCAUUGGGGUUGAGGGCGCGCUGCUCUUGCUGUGGUUGCCGCCAUGUUGGGGCCGCAGUGAAGGGCCUGGCGCGUGACCGACCCAGGAGGGAUGGCGCUGAGGACGUCUCUGGCCGCGGAGGGGGACACCAGGCCCGGCGCCGCCUCGCCGCGUAUUAUAGGUCAUGUAUAUCAUGUAGUUUCAGCAGCUGGAUUGGAUGGAAAGAACCUCCGGAAGUGUCAUCCAGUUUCUAGACCUCUAAGAAACGAUGUUCCCUUGCAUCAGUCUUCGGUUGUAACUGAUAAUAUGAACAGAAAUGUUUCAAGACCUGGUCAUAGUAAUUUGCAGGAUUUGUUUGCAAAUACUGCUACAUCUUCAUUUGUUAAAGACACUGAGUGUAAGAAGGCUGCAUCUGGAAAAUUGAUUCUACCAAAGCUGUUUGGUCAAGUGGAAAUGAUUGAUGCCUCUGUUAUAAAGGAGAAUCCAACUACACCGAUAAUUUCUAGCAUUGUAAAAGAUAAUCCAACCACUCCUACCAUUUAUAGCCUUCAGAGUAAUUGCAGUUCUACUGAUGUAUCACCUUUCCCAAAUGAACCUGCCAUGAUUGGCUCAGAAACAAGCAAUACCAGCUACGUACUUGUGAAUGCAAACAGAUUUCCUCUCGCUCCAAAGUCUCAAGUACCUCCUUCUAAACAUCCUCUUCAAAUACCAGCUCAUGAAGAAGUUAAAUCUGUUCCAGCUUCUUUACUGCUACCUUCGAUUCAACAGAAUACUUUGGUUACAUCAGUCUCAAAUGCUUCUGAGGCUUGUGACAUUAGGAAAGCACAAACAGUUAUUUAUGUGUCACCAGUAAAUACAGUGAAAUCAGCUGCUUUUAAGCCAUUGCAAAAUACAUGCCCAAAACCUACAACGAAAGUACCAGAAUCUUUACCAUUGACAGUGCCACAGAGAACAGUCAGUAGUCAUGCCCUACUUGGGGAAGCAUUUGAUAGUAAGGAAAAGGAAAAAUCUCCUAUAAAAUGGGUUAUCCAAGAAAGCCCUCCAUCCACAGCAUCUUCUUGCCUAGUUCCUGUAAUUUCACCAGAUAACAUGGCACCACAAAUUUUAAAGACAUUGGCUAAUGUAAAAACCACAGACUCCAACUCUGCCUGUAUUGUGCCUGCCAUUUCUAACAACCCGAAUGUAAGUCAAGCAGAAUUUACUUCUAUGAAGGAUGACACCAUGGUGAUGUUCAAUAAAAAGAUGUAUUUACUUGCAAAAAAAGACUCCAGCAUUACAAUAGAAAAUAAACACAGCAAGGUGAUAUUGCCUAGAGAUGAGAUACACCUUGGAAAACACCAGUCACAUUUAACUGCUUCUCCUGCAACAAAUACGAUAACUAAUCAAGUUGUCAAUCUAGUGUUGGCAAAACACAGAGUUGUUGCACAUAAUCCAAAAGACCCCAAAAUCUGUGAGAUUAUACAACUUCCUCUGCCAUCAGAGCUGAACAAAAGUUUAAAAGUUGCAUACACUUCCUCACCGUCACCACACAAAAAUAUGAAAAUAAAUAACACCAGUCAAUAUGAAGCAACACCUGUACUUGGAAACACACCACUUCAAAUGACUGUAGAUCAAAAACCGGUCCCAAGAGAAAAUGCAAGCCAAAACCUCAUACAGAACAUUUUUUCUCAGAAACCAUCUGCUCCUCCUUUAUUGCCAUCGACAAUGCCUGGUGGUUUUAGAGAGGAAGAAGAAAAGGUUGAGAUUACACCGGAAAUUCAGAUCAAACACAGGAAAGUACAAGACAGACAACACUAUCUUCAACUGAGGAAGAAAAAUAGUCUUUUUAAAGAGGAAAGGGUCUAUCUAAGGAGAAUUCCUGAAUCAGUUACUUCUGCGGGGCCAGAAACAACAGUGAGUUGUAGCACUGUACAAACAAGUGAUUCCAGUGAUUUUUCACAGAAAACAUCUAUUAAAUCUCAACUGCAAGAAGAAGAAAAGAAAAUUGAGGAACCAGAAGAAGAGCUGAAUAUGAAGAGGAAGAUAAAAACAACUCCAAUCUGUGAAUAUGCCAAGAGGAAAAAGACUGUGGCAAAUCUGGGUGUGGACCAAAAUGACUCGUUUUCAGCAGUGGAUAAUCCAAAUAGUUGUCAACCACCAGAAUCGCCGCAGUAUAACUCUCAAGCUUCUCUACAGUUUUCCCAGGUGGACCUUGAUGCACAUCCUCAAAGUACUCAGAUAAUUGAAGAAAUCAGCACGUUGAGCAGUGCUUCAGACUACUGCGAAAAUGAACCCUUUCACAGUGAAGCUUCAUUCAAAGAAGAUAUUUUUCCAUUCAGCCCCCCAGACUUAGAGGACACAAUAGGAGACGAAAAAAUAAAAAGGCUUAAACGUCUGCUAAGGGAACAAGAGGCAGCAUUAGAAGAAAUUAGUAAAAAUAUGCAGCAGACAUAACAAAUGUAGUUCUUUAUUUUGCUUUUGUGACCCACAGAAAAUUAACUUUGAUUUUUAAAGUUGGCACAGAAAUAAAAAAUAAAUCAUCAGGUAGCCUGAUGUUCAGUUGGUAUUGAAUGCAAGCAUGCAUACAUACAUAGGCUGGCAUUCUACACAGGCAACUUAAAUGAAUAUAUUCUAGUAAAUAGUGUGUCCUUAAACCUAUGCAAACAUGCAGCAGCCACAUAGAGAAAA